AUGGAGGUCGCGGCUCCCGCGCCGAAGUACGAGCCGCGAGCAUGCGAGCCCGCGAUGCGGAAGCACGUGUGGCCCGCGCUCGGGAAGCGCGGACGCCCGGGGACAUCCUCUACUGGCCGAGGAACGACCAGAUCGUCCCGUUCACGCACUGGGCGGUGUACGUCGGUCGUCGCGCGCUCGCGCCGCCCGAGGCGGUCGUCCACCUCUGGGGCGCCGCGGACAGCUCGGACAGGGACGUCAGCGCGAACGCGGUCGUCGUCACGAACGCCCUGA
Molecule: messenger RNA, 273 nt
Organism: Micromonas pusilla CCMP1545
Lineage: Eukaryota; Viridiplantae; Chlorophyta; Mamiellophyceae; Mamiellales; Mamiellaceae
Source: RefSeq, a predicted model, not a curated record